Nanorana parkeri is the source of this 1551-nucleotide messenger RNA. RefSeq names its product selenophosphate synthetase 1 (gene SEPHS1). The transcript is spliced from 9 exons. Bases 195 to 1373 code for a protein of 392 amino acids. Gene Ontology annotation, cellular component: cytoplasm. Gene Ontology annotation, biological process: L-selenocysteine biosynthetic process. The record is from RefSeq and is a predicted model, not a curated record. NCBI's taxonomy places the organism in Eukaryota, Metazoa, Chordata, Amphibia, Anura, Dicroglossidae. Gene Ontology annotation, molecular function: ATP binding; selenide, water dikinase activity.
GGAACGCGUCACCCUUUCGCCUGAUCCGCUCUGUGUCCGGACGGCGAGCCGCCGUGGGUGGGGGGAAAGAAGGCCGUGCCGCCUUAAGGGACAGGAGGAUUGGCAGCGGCGGGGUUAAUGUUCAUCCACAAAGGAGCCAAAAGGAUUGUUGAUUAAGUAACACACAAACUGAAGAAUUAAUCUAUCUGAGAAACAUGUCUGUCCGGGAAUCUUUCAAUCCUGAAAGUUAUGAGCUUGACAAGAGCUUCCGCCUGACUCGCUUUGCAGAGCUUAAAGGCACUGGUUGCAAAGUUCCUCAAGAUGUAUUGCAGAAAUUGCUAGAAUCUUUGCAGGAAAAUCACUUUCAAGAUGAAGAGCAAUUUCUUGGGGCUGUUAUGCCAAGGCUGGGUAUUGGCAUGGACACAUGCGUCAUUCCUUUAAGACAUGGUGGCCUUUCUUUGGUUCAAACUACAGAUUACAUUUAUCCCAUUGUAGAUGAUCCUUAUAUGAUGGGACGGAUAGCAUGUGCAAAUGUAUUAAGUGACCUUUAUGCAAUGGGAGUCACAGAAUGUGACAACAUGCUUAUGCUGCUUGGCGUCAGUAAUAAACUGACUGAUCGGGAAAGGGACAAGGUGAUGCCUCUCAUUAUCCAGGGCUUCAAGGAUGCAGCAGAGGAAGCAGGAACGUCUGUUACGGGAGGACAGACUGUACUAAAUCCUUGGGUAGUUCUGGGAGGAGUGGCUACAACUGUUUGUCAACCUAAUGAAUUCAUCAUUGCUGACAGUGCUGUACCAGGAGAUGUACUUGUACUGACAAAGCCUUUGGGGACUCAAGUUGCAGUAGCAGUUCAUCAGUGGCUGGAUAUUCCAGAAAAAUGGAAUAAAAUAAAAUUGGUGGUGACCCAGGAAGAUGUGGAGUUGGCAUACCAGGAGGCAAUGAUGAACAUGGCUCGACUAAACCGAACUGCUGCUGGUCUCAUGCACACAUUUAAUGCACAUGCCGCUACAGACAUAACAGGGUUUGGAAUUUUAGGACAUGCACAAAACUUGGCUAAACAGCAACGAAAUGAAGUUUCCUUUGUAAUUCAUAAUUUGCCUGUAUUGGCUAAGAUGGCUGCUGUCAGCAAGGCAUGUGGGAAUAUGUUUGGCCUUAUGCAUGGCUCUUGUCCUGAAACCUCAGGAGGUCUUUUGAUCUGUCUGCCACGAGAACAGGCUGCACGCUUCUGUGCUGAAAUAAAAUCCCCCAAGUAUGGAGAAGGUCAUCAAGCAUGGAUUAUUGGCAUUGUAGAAAAGGGCAACCGUACCGCCAGAAUCAUAGACAAGCCACGAAUCAUUGAAGUUGCCCCUCAAGUGGCUACUCAAAAUGUUAACCCAACUCCUGGUGCCACUUCUUAAUUAAGGCUUACCUAGCUUUUUUUGUUUUGUUUUUAAAUAGACCCUAUUCUUUACCAUCAUACAAUUUAAAUAAUUGUAAAAAAGUAUAUAUAUAUAUAAAUAUAUAUCAUUGUGUCUGCCCAUUUCUUGGCCUUGGGUCCAGUACAGCAAUGGGUAUGAUUUAAGAAGUAAAAAUAAA